Molecule: messenger RNA, 921 nt
Organism: Fusarium vanettenii 77-13-4
Lineage: Eukaryota; Fungi; Ascomycota; Sordariomycetes; Hypocreales; Nectriaceae
Exons: 1
Coding region: 1-921 (306 amino acids)
Source: RefSeq, a predicted model, not a curated record
AUGAAGAUUCUUAUUGUCGGCGGAACUGGAAUGAUUGGUGGGCAUGCGGCUCUUCAUCUUCGCUCAUUAGGCCAUGAGGUGGCCAUCGCUGGACGCAAUCCUCCACCAUCCAGUAUACCCGACCUAGCCCAGCUAGAAUUCGUCAAAGGGGAUUUUACUGCAGGCGACUUUGGUGCUGAUCAACUGAGCAAAUUCGAUGCGGUUGUGUUUACUGCUGGUAGCGAUGUACGCCACGUUCCGGAAAACACAGACGCAGACCAGCAUUACCUUCACGUCAAUGGAACUCUCAUCCCGGACUUUGCACGAUUGGCCAAGUCAGUUGGUGUCCGCCAUUUCAUCCACGUUGGCAGCUUUUACUACCACGUGGCCCCUGAACUGGCCGACACUGUGCCAUACGUGCGAUCCAGAAAACUGGCUGCUGACGGGAUCGUUGCGCAGGCAUCGCCCUCAUUUUAUGCCUCCAGCCUCGACGCUCCUUUCGUUGUUGGAACGGUCCCGGGGAUGAAGGUUCCCAUGUUUGAUGCCUAUGUUAGGUACGCGAAAGGAGAGCUUCCGAUCCCCCCUUCCGCUCCUCCCGGAGGAACGAACUUCAUCUCGGCACAAUCCCUAUCAGAAGCCAUCGCGGGCGCAUUGGCCAGUGGGCCUUCUGUCAGUGGCAAGGCCAUGCUGGUUGGGGAUGAGAACUUGACCUUUGCGGAUUACUUUGGACUGUUUUUCAAAGCAGUGGGAAAGGAGACGCCGCUCCCUGUUCUGGAUCAGGAUCAUCCCUUGCUCCCAAGAGCCACGCUCUUUACAGGAACAAAGACGGUGUCUUAUGAACCGGUUAAGGAAGAGUGGGAGGCUCUAGGCAGCUAUCGACGCAACGACAUCCAAAAUGCCAUCACUGGGAUAGUUGAAGACCUGAGCCGGCAGCAGGUGUAA